Messenger RNA from Brenthis ino (lesser marbled fritillary), 369 nucleotides. Lineage: Eukaryota; Metazoa; Arthropoda; Insecta; Lepidoptera; Nymphalidae. The record is from the annotation of a GenBank genome assembly.
AUGCAGCUCGUAAUAUUUGCUGCUACACUGUUAGCAAGUAUCGUAAUCACUCAGGCACAAAUCAACGCGGACAGACUAGACCGAGUCAAUAUCGAUGAGAUUUUGGCCAACAAGAGGCUUCUCAUAGCAUAUAUCAAAUGUACGCUGGACACAGGAAGGUGUACUUCUGAAGGGAGAGAGCUAAAAUCUCACAUAACGGAAGCCCUUCAGAAAGGAUGCGACAGUUGCACAGAAGAUCAAAAGAACAGCGUACGAAAGGUCAUAAGUCACCUAAUAAACAACGAACAAGAUUACUGGAAGGAACUUGUACAGAAAUACGAUUCUGAAGGAGUCUUUUCUAAGAAAUACGAAGACGAACUGAGAGCACUU